UCUCAACUACACAAAAAGUGAUAAUUUGAAUUAUAUUUGAUAAAUUGAAAAUUUAAAUUUGCGCUUUUUAUCCGAUAAACCAAUAAAGAUGUAUAAAAUCCCUGUAUAAAAAAUGAUUGAUUAUGCUAAUAUAUUUUUGUCAAUUUUGCAGUGCAUUCAAAUAUUAUUUGAACCUCGGAAUCGUGAAGUUCUCGAGCAGUUAAGAAGGCAGUCAAUCAAUUUACAUCCAAUUCAAUUGGCUACCAGUAAAGUUGGUAAAUGAGAUAUAAUUAUGAACUUUUACUACAUUCAACAUCCGUUGAUAUUUUCAAUUUCUAUCAUGGAUAUAUCGCUGGCUACCGCUGGCCUUGAUUGGGCACGCAGUGUGGACGCAGCCAUGGACCAACGCAGCCAAGCUUACCAGGCUGGGCGAGCGACUCGACCAAUAUGUGGAAGCAGGACUGACAUUUUUAAACAGAUUCCUGGUUGGAAUGACAUCAGAAUGCAACGCCUUGUCAAUUGUUCCACAAAAAGCGCCCUACUGCACCUCCAGUCAGUCUAUGGAAGUCAUGGCAGAAGCUAUUCACACAUUUUUCACCAACAAAAAUGCCAAUGGGAUUCUAAAAGCUUACCGAAUAGUGCUCGCAAAAUUUAUCUGUCAUUUUUCAUGUACAUCAGUAUUCUGCUAAUUCUACUCACAUUGUUUUAGGAUGUUCACAAAACAAACAAAUUUGUGUAUACAUUUAUAAAUUAAUAAAGUGUCUUUGA
Molecule: messenger RNA, 747 nt
Organism: Nilaparvata lugens (brown planthopper)
Lineage: Eukaryota; Metazoa; Arthropoda; Insecta; Hemiptera; Delphacidae
Exons: 3
Coding region: 272-688 (138 amino acids)
Source: RefSeq, a predicted model, not a curated record